GCGCGGCACCGCCGCACCAAGGCGCUCAUCUUCUACGGCACUGACUUCCGCGCCUACGAGGCGCCGCUGCCCCGCCUGCCCCACCAGACGUGGGCGCUCUUCCACGAGGAGUCGCCCAUGAACAACUUCCUCCUCUCGCACUCGCCCGGCAUCCGCCUCUUCAACUACACGGCCACCUUCCGCCGCGAGUCGGACUACCCGCUGACGCUGCAGUGGCUGCCCGGCGCGGGUUACCUGCGGGGCCCGGCGCUGCCCCUGGCCGAGAAGGACGCGUGGCGGCGGCGGGGCUACGGCCCGGUGCUCUACGUGCAGUCCCACUGCGACGUGCCCUCGGACCGGGACCGCUACGUGCGGGAGCUCAUGAAGUACAUCCAGGUUGACUCCUAUGGGAAAUGCCUUCAUAACCGCGAGCUUCCCAGCGAGCGACUGAGAGACACUUCAACAGCCACUACAGAAGAUCCCGAGUUCAUGGCUUUUAUCGCUAGGUACAAGUUCCACCUGGCCUUGGAGAAUGCCAUAUGUAACGACUACAUGACAGAGAAACUGUGGCGUCCAAUGCAUUUGGGUGCUGUCCCAGUAUACCGAGGCUCCCCAGCCGUACGGGACUGGAUGCCAAACAACCUCUCCAUCAUUCUUAUCGAUGACUUUGAGAGCCCCCAAGAGCUGGCCAAGUAUCUUGAUUUCCUUGACAAGAAUGGAGAAGAAUACAUGAAGUACCUAGAGUAUAAAAACCUUGAUGGCAUCAAAAACCAGUUCUUGCUGGAGAGCUUGGAGAGGCGGGAGUGGGGUGUGAAUGACAUGACUUUGCCCAAUUACCUGAAUGGCUUUGAGUGUUUCAUCUGUGACAGGGAGAACGCCCGGGUCAGAGCGGAGCAGGAACACAAAAAGUCUGGUGGAAAAACUCCAGCUCCUGCACCUCACAUAGCUCAUUUCCAGCACAUGGGAUGCCCUAUGCCAACCCCUGGGUUUGGAAGUGUUGAAGACCUCCCUGGGGAAGACAGUUGGAAAGAGAUGUGGCUUCAGGACUAUUGGCAAAGCCUUGAUCAGGGUGAGGCCCUCACUGCUAUGAUUCAUCACAAUGAGUCACAUCAGGGAAGAUUUUGGGAUUAUAUGCAUGAGAUUUUUCUCAAGAGGACCAGGCAACACUGAUCCAUCCCUGUAAGAGCUUGGUUUGAAAAUUGCAUUGAAAGUUGUGACUGAGAAUUCUUACUUCUCUCCAGAUGUUUGCCUUGAAAUAGAAGAAACUCUUGCAGACUUUUUCUGGUGCAUGAAGUGAGUGAUUCUCUGUUGUGAUUUCAGCUGUGGAGAUGUUAGCAACUGCUUGUAUCUGAAUUUCAGCUCUGUGGUGUGAAGCUCCUCCUGACACGCAGGAGGAGCAGAAGAGGAAUUUUGCAUUUGGUAUUGCUUCCCUGUGGCUUCCUUGAUUUCAGAGGAACGUAUUUCAGACUCUGCUCAAAUGCCCUAAGUUAUUUCGGGAACUUUUUUAUAUCCAAAAUACUUGUUUUUUUAUAUUUUACCACAUACUCUCCUCAUUAAGUUAUACUUUUAACUGAUAUUAACAACUAGCUUUUCCAGUGAAUGAAUUCCAGAAGACUUAUGUGGAGAGCAGUCGUGCCUUAUGAAAUUGCAGCAAUAAAGUCUCUUCUCUCCAAGUAAAUGUGCCUCAAACGUUCCUCCUUCUCAGGGUAACUGAACAGCUAUAGGCAAGUCACUUACUCUGCCUCAUUUUUCUCUUACGCUAACUUUCCAGGUGACACAUACAAAUGAGACAAGAGCCUAGAUUGUUUAAUUCACAACUUUGAUAUUUGACAACAGAGUAUUGCCUGGUAUUGUGCAGAACCAGGGUAGAAUGAGCUGCUUUGUUUCUUAUAAGUUUCUGUAAAAUCUUAAAACCCAACAAUAAUCUUGACUAAUUGAUUUCUCCCUAAUGCGAUUCAAAGGCCUUUGGUUUGUUCUUCUUGCGUAUCUGCAUCUUUCUGUGAAGACAAAUACAUUUUAAUGGUGGUGCUUUUCCAGUGCUUCCUCCAGUUUGGAGAUGAACCUUGCAGUCUUUUUGUGCUGAGAUGGAUGAUCAGAAUGGGGAACACAGAGGUGGCUUUGUAUCUCUACCUAAUCUUAAUGCAGUAUGACCCUGGUUUGUGACCGGAGUUCCUAAAAGUAAGUGAUCACGUAUAAAUCACCUUUGCUGCAUAACCUGUAUCUCUUAAUAAAUAAAUAAAAUGUGCCAUUACCUGGCAUGCUGGUACUUUCCUGAAAUAAUUGAUCUUGGAUUGGAAGGAGACUUGUUUUUCUUGUCUGAGGGGUUGAAAUGCACAGGCCACACACUUCAGUGAUGUGUCUAACAGUCUGGUGCUAUUUCUCACUUCUCCUCUCUCUUUGGAAAUAACUACUGGAUAAAUAGCCAGAGUGUAUCUAUGCUUAAGGUAGAUCAUUGGAUCUUUGAGGUGAUUUCAUUUUGUAAGGCAGUCCAAGUGCUGCUGGGACGAGCCAGAAGUCUAUGACUACAAUUUGGGAACAGGACUAAAUCCACGUUCUGUUACAUCGUCAUCUAUUGUUAAGCUGCAUAUGGAUCAGUUAAUCUCCUUUUUUCUCAAAUUCCAAUUCAUAAUAUUUUGGGUAUUCUAUGGAUAUAAUAUUCUUAUAGGUGAUGACACUCAUCUGAGUGUUUAUUUCUCAGGAGAUACAGUAAUGCUGUAGUGUUGAACUCUGGGCAUUGUGAACAAAGAAGACCCACAAUUAAUCUCUGCAUUCUUGUGGGUAUGGAAAAUGCAUAUGUAAUACACUGAUCUCACCUGACUUUUUGUACAAGUCUUUUUUUCCUUCUGUAAUAAAGUAACAAGUGGCUCUUCAGCUAAAAUGCAUUCACCAGUAUACAUUCCUUUUUUUCAGGUACUCGGGCUACAGGGAUGAUUAGGUGGCUAUAUCUGAAUUAUUUUUUCAAAUGGAUUAUUCAAAACAGAUUAAGAUAUAGAUCUGUAUAUUCAGAAUUGAAGUGGUCACAGUGUGCUUCAGAAGUAAAUAAAGAAAAUUAAGACUGCUUUAGCUCUGAAUAUGAACUUCUACUGAACUGCUUAAUGAGAUUUAAAUAAAUUGUCUGAAUUAA
This is a messenger RNA of Meleagris gallopavo (turkey), 3103 nucleotides long. RefSeq names its product protein O-fucosyltransferase 4 (gene POFUT4). Lineage: Eukaryota; Metazoa; Chordata; Aves; Galliformes; Phasianidae. Gene Ontology annotation, molecular function: alpha-(1->3)-fucosyltransferase activity. The record is from RefSeq and is a predicted model, not a curated record. Gene Ontology annotation, cellular component: Golgi membrane.